AUGAAGGUGCCCUUUCUUCAACAGCAGGCUCAACUCGAGAAAGGCCAUUCUCGAACCACCUCGCAACCCGGGUCCUUACCGUUUAUCACGGAUCUCAAGGCAAAGCUGCUUCCCCUGACCCAACACAGCUACAGCAUACCGAACCCUCUGGCGAGAGCCCUCAAGCUCGUCGCCGCCGUCCUCGUCUUCGUGGUCUUGUGCUUGAAUCUACCUUCGAGGCGACCCUACGCGACAGACUUGGUCCUUGAGACGGCCGACCUGCGUAAUGGCGCCCUUGUCUCUGUCAAGCCGGUCAGGCCGUCACAUGCCGCUGACGACCUGGCCAAGUCCGUCAACGAAAGUACCCGCGACGCCCCCCCUACUACGACCCACGUCAUGAACUGCAACACCGACGUGGGCAGGCUCCGCGAAAUCGGGGCCGCCCACGAUCUCGGGGACCAGAUCGAGUACCUCAAGCACUACGUUCGCUUCACGCGCAAACCCAUCGAGCGGCGGUCCUAUACCAUGCUGCAACAGAGCCUGCUGCCCGACAGUAGCGAAGUAGGCCAGAGCUUCCGCACGCUACGACUUUCCGAGAGCAACGUCCACGAGGCUGAAUGUCGCAAGCCUCUCGACCUUGAGGUUCCCCAGUCACCCUUCCCCGCCAAUGUCGAUCUCUCCGACUACAUCUUCGCCCUCACCACGACUUUCAAGCGCCUCAAGCACCCCAAAACGAUCGAAGAGUGGGCCUACUGGCUGACAGAUGGCAACGGCAGGACGAACGGCGGCAAACUCCUCGUUCGGCUCACCGACGCCUCCGACGUGGAGCUCAGAGAUGUGACCCAGUGCCUCGCUGAUGUGGGCAUCGACGCCGAAAUAUCGUCCACGAAACAGUGGUUCGUCUUGUGCGACGCCGAUACCUUCUUCUCAGCCAUGAACAGCCUCGUUGCGAAAUUCAAACAGGCCUUCGGCGGCGGCGGCGUCUUCCUCAGCCGGCCUCUGGCCAAGAUUAUAUCAAGUGUCCAUGAUACGUGCAAUACGCGGGUCAAAUUGAAGGAGUCCAACUCGGGCUGGGGUCCUCAGGGAGAUAUCCUCCUCCGCAAGUGCAUCUAUGAGAAUACCAACGUGCGCUUGACUCAACUCGAUGACCUCUGGCAGCUCGAUCUCUCGGGAGACGCGGCAGGCUUUUAUGAGGGCGGUCUCAAACCCUUCAGUAUCCAUCAUUUCAAGGGUCACAAGAAUUGGUGGCACGCCUCGUUCCCGCUCAAUACGACCAAGAUUGCCCGCACUUGCGGCGGGGACUGCUCGUACCAACGUUUCGUCACCGCCGAUAACUUUAUCAUCUCCAACGGCUACAGCAUCGCGCAGUAUCCCCAAGGCAUCGACUUCGACCUCAACCAGAUCGAGGGCACAUUCCGCUCAGACAUCAAAGUAGACGGAAAGAAAAACGGGUGGGGCUUUGACUACACCUUCGGCCCCCAGCGACCGCCACUCAGCAAUACGGGUAAAAAGAUGGCCUGGGACAUUUACGAUUCGCAGUACCUUGAGGACGGGUCCGUCUCACAGGUCUAUGUCCGGAAGAAGGACGACGAGCGAUGGACGACGAAGGACGGAAAGCCCAUGAAAGCCCUUGAUGGUAUCAUUGAGCUUAUAUGGAUCCCAGCAUGA
Messenger RNA from Verticillium dahliae VdLs.17, 1647 nucleotides. RefSeq lists its product as uncharacterized. The record is from RefSeq and is a predicted model, not a curated record. NCBI's taxonomy places the organism in Eukaryota, Fungi, Ascomycota, Sordariomycetes, Glomerellales, Plectosphaerellaceae. The transcript is spliced from 3 exons. Gene Ontology annotation, molecular function: acetylglucosaminyltransferase activity. Bases 1 to 1647 code for a protein of 548 amino acids.